AUGGAGGAUAAACAGGAAAAACGAAGAACUCAGAAUGUCAAGGCCGCGCAGAGGUCAUAUGAAGCCAAGAAACAGGAACGAGAACUCUUACAGAUGAAACACUCAGAGCUGCAAGAUGCUCAGAUGCAACUCCUGCAUGACAAAUGUCGUCUGGAGGAACAGAUUAAGUUGCUAGAGUAUGUGGUGAAAAGUAUGGACCACAUUCAAAAGUGUGCUUUAAGCAAAAGCAGUGUAGCAUCCGAAACAAUUCUUCAACCCAUCUGUGAAAGAAGCACCACUGAAAAUGAUUACCGUGAAGAUAAUGACGACUCAUGCGGUGGAGCCAGUCAGACUGUUGACUUGUCCUCAUCCAACCACUUUCCCUCAGCUGUUCCCAUUGUCUUAUCAGGAACAGAUAACCCAAAACUUAGCAGCAAGCAUUUACAGAAGAGGAAAAAAGUUACUUUUGCGACGACAGUCCCCAGCACGUGUGAUGAGCAUAUACUAGAUCCCACAUCUUACCUUGCAGUCGGAGCUACUCAGGAUGUGUACUUAGAAUCACCUCACUGGCAAGCAGACAUUAUGGAUGCCGUGGUGACCAGUUCAUCGUCAGAAGAGAAAGUAUUUGCUCCAUCAGCAAAGAAGAUCAAGCUGAGUAAAGCUUCAGUUAUUCAGCCCCCGAGAGGUGUGCUUGUAAUGUGA
This is a messenger RNA of Candidula unifasciata, 681 nucleotides long. The record is from the annotation of a GenBank genome assembly. NCBI's taxonomy places the organism in Eukaryota, Metazoa, Mollusca, Gastropoda, Stylommatophora, Geomitridae.